Arachis duranensis is the source of this 871-nucleotide messenger RNA. RefSeq lists its product as uncharacterized. Lineage: Eukaryota; Viridiplantae; Streptophyta; Magnoliopsida; Fabales; Fabaceae. The coding region runs from base 62 to 871 and encodes 269 amino acids. The transcript has 4 exons. The record is from RefSeq and is a predicted model, not a curated record.
AUUUGCAAAUUACAGAAGACGGGGAGUGACUAAUGCAUGUUUGUGAGUGGCAGCAGUGUCAAUGGCUGCUCCUCUUUUUCUAAGAUAUCCAAAUUUCCACACACUCCUUCUCAACUCUACUGCACCCAAAUCUCUUUCACUUGUCAAUUUCGCCAAGAUGGAAGCCAGUGAGAUCACAGAGCAAGUGGAAGAACAAGAGGAUUUGAAUGUGAAGAAGAAGAAGAUCUUUGUUGCUGGAGCCUCUGGAAGCACUGGGAAGAGGAUCGUUGAGCAGUUGCUCAAAAAGGGUUUUUCUGUCAAGGCUGGGGUUAGAGACUUAGACAAGGCCAGGGCCUCACUUUCCUCUAACAACCCCUCUCUUCAAUUUGUAAAAGCGGAUGUCACAGAAGGUUCUGACAAGCUAGCUGAAGCAAUUGGUGAUGAUUCGGAUGCAGUAGUAUGCGCCACGGGAUUUCGGCCAGGUUGGGAUUUGCUUGCUCCAUGGAAGGUUGACAAUUUUGGCACAGUAAACCUAGUCGAAGCAUGCAGGAAACGUAAUGUUAACAGAUUCAUUCUUAUCAGUUCCAUCUUAGUCAAUGGAGCAGCAAUGGGACAGCUACUUAAUCCAGCUUAUAUCUUUCUCAAUGUUUUUGGACUCACCUUAGUAGCAAAACUACAAGCAGAACAAUAUAUCAGGAAAUCCGGCAUAAAUUACACGAUAAUUAGACCUGGUGGUUUGAAAAACGAUCCUCCUUCUGGAAACGUUGUUAUGGAACCAGAGGAUACUCUUUCUGAGGGUUCCAUAUCCAGAGAUCAAGUUGCAGAGGUAGCUGUGGAGGCAUUGGCUUAUCCUGAGGCAUCUUAUAAAGUUGUGGAGAUAGUGGCUAUUUAG